UAAAUAUAAACUCCGAAUGCAGCCCUGCGUACAAUUUUUCAACUUCCUGUCACGCUGUAUAUGUGAUUCUUUCUUUCCUUUGAUUCUGUUGCCGAAGCAAGUUUGGUGACUGGAAUACAAGAUGCAGAUCUUCGUUAAGACCCUCACGGGCAAGACCAUCACUCUUGAGGUCGAACCGUCGGAUACUAUCGAAAAUGUUAAAGCCAAGAUUCAGGACAAAGAAGGAAUUCCUCCAGAUCAGCAGCGUCUGAUCUUCGCUGGCAAGCAGCUGGAAGAUGGCCGCACCCUCUCUGACUAUAACAUUCAGAAGGAGUCCACUUUGCACUUGGUGCUGCGUCUGCGUGGUGGUGCCAAGAAGCGCAAGAAGAAGAACUACUCCACCCCCAAGAAAAUCAAGCACAAGAGGAAGAAGGUCAAGCUAGCUGUCCUGAAAUACUACAAGGUUGACGAGAACGGCAAGAUCCACCGUCUCCGUCGCGAGUGCCCCGGUGAGAACUGCGGCGCCGGCGUCUUCAUGGCUGCCCACGAAGAUCGUCAUUACUGCGGCAAGUGCAACUUGACCUUUGUCUUCAGCAAACCAGAGGAAAAGUAAAUCUGCUACAUAACAUGUACGUUUCCAGAAAUCAAAUAAAGGUAGUAAUUGAAUAAUAAAUUCAAUCACAGAAA
Molecule: messenger RNA, 666 nt
Organism: Drosophila gunungcola (fruit fly)
Lineage: Eukaryota; Metazoa; Arthropoda; Insecta; Diptera; Drosophilidae
Gene: RpS27A
Product: ubiquitin-40S ribosomal protein S27a
Exons: 3
Coding region: 122-592 (156 amino acids)
Biological process (GO): modification-dependent protein catabolic process; protein ubiquitination; translation
Cellular component (GO): cytoplasm; nucleus; ribosome
Molecular function (GO): structural constituent of ribosome; ubiquitin protein ligase binding; protein tag activity
Source: RefSeq, a predicted model, not a curated record